GUCAAUUUUUGUCUUCAUUAUCAUUUGAAAAAAAUCGAUAAAAAUGGCAUAAGGUUUACAUUUGUAAAGAUUUUUUGAAUUUAGCAGAAAAUCAUGGAAGAUAGUGGAAUAGAAAGUGAUGAAAAAUUAUUUGGAACAAAGAAUAUGAAUGACAUUUUAUGCAGUACAAAUGAGUCAAUGAAUCAUCUUACAACAUUUCCAAGUACCACCGUUAUCGAGAAAAAUUAUUGUCUUAAGCCAAAAAAACCUGUGACAGCUGCCUGCGAAAAAAUCAACACAACUCCUAAUAAUGACAGAUUGAAUUCAUAUAGAGUGUUACAACGAAAAUUGGAGAUAAAGGCAGAAAAAGCAAAGAAGAAUUUUAGUAGAGUACACGACAUUGACGAACUCGAAAAACGGUCUUCCUCAACACUGAUUUCGAUAAGUAGACUAAAUAUACCGAAUCGUCCAGAAACUCAACCACUAGUUGAUUACAAUUCCGAAAAAAGUGACGAUGACGAUCAUCCUUUUUUUCCUGUAAAACUGAACAACAACAAAAAAGUAGAUAUAACUGAUACAUUCAGUUUACAGGAAAUGGAGAUGACAAUUGAAAGUAAUUCAGAUGAAGAUGACUCUACACAAAAUCUAGAACUACGCUUUUCUGAUCCAAAUGAAGGAUGGUUAUACAAGGUCAAAAGAUGGUCUUGCUGUCUAUAAGAUUAUAAAAAAAUCCUUUUCUGUUUCUAUAUGGGGGUGGAAGACAUGACAGAGGAAAAAAAGUUAUUUAUAUAUUAUUUUUUUUUAAUUUUUUAUAGAAAAACUUAGUAUCAAAUCUCAAUGACAAAAAGGUCAAAAUAACUAUAAUUAACUAAAAAUAACGGUCAAAAAUUGUUUAAAUCUAAAAUAAAAAAAGUAUUUAAAACUUUUUUUAUUUUUGUCUUUAAUGUGGGGUAUUUUGUUUUCAAAAAUUUAGGAUAAAACUCUUGAACAUUAUUUAGAAUGACCUAAAAUCUAUUUUGUAAAUUUGUUUCGAUCGUUCUUGAUUUCAAAAUACCUAAUGUAUAUAAAAAUCCGUAUAUAGCUAGUAUAUAAAACUUGAAAAUUCCAUAACACAUAUACUUCAUCAUGAUUUUUAACAACAAAGGUGGUGAAAGAAAAGUAAAACAAGAUAAGUCUCUGAAACACUCUUAAAACAAAAAAAGAGAACGAUUUUUUUUCUUAUUUACACAAAACUAUAUUUUCUUUUAUUGGUAAUUUUAAUAUUUAUUUAUAUUAAUUAGACCUAUUAGUUACACCAUGAAGAGUAACAAAAAUGAUACAUUUUACAAAUUACAUACUUAGAAAUUGAGAGCGCAACUUUAUUCGAGAACCUUUUAUGAUUUCGUUUAUUUAAUAAUUAAAAGAAA
Messenger RNA from Culicoides brevitarsis, 1385 nucleotides. RefSeq lists its product as uncharacterized. The transcript is spliced from 4 exons. NCBI's taxonomy places the organism in Eukaryota, Metazoa, Arthropoda, Insecta, Diptera, Ceratopogonidae. The record is from RefSeq and is a predicted model, not a curated record. The coding region runs from base 94 to 696 and encodes 200 amino acids.